CGCCGGCGGACUUGGUCGUCGGUAGCCAGACACAGCGAGAAACUCGUCAGGGUUGUUUCAAUGGAGGAUACCCAAAAAAUUGAGGAGGUACAAGAAGAAGAAGUGAUUUCAAACAAAGCAUCUGAAAAGAAGGAAGAAACUCGUGAUGAUAUUCUUGCACGACACAGGAAUGAGAUAUCACAACUGCAGAAAAAAGAAGUUGAAAUGAAAAAGCAAGCAGCUAGAGGUAGCAAGGCUGAGCAAAAAGCUAAGAAAAAGCAAGUGGAGGAAGAGGUUACUCAACUUUCUGCUAAGCUCAAGGAGAAACAGGCCAAAGAGCUGUCUGCAUUAGGCUAUAGCAGUGGUAGCGGAAAUGAAAAGAGCAAUUUGGACAAUUUGGUGAAGGCCAUAGCUGGAGUAUCUGUUAGUACUCAACCUGAGAAUACAAAGGUCAGCAAAGCCAAGCAGAGACGUGACAAAAGAGCUCAACAAGAAGCAGAAAGGGAACAGAGAAUUCAAGCAGAGCAGAAUGACAUUAUUAGUGAUCGCAUGGUUGAAAAUGAGAAACUGGAAAAGAAGUUGAAGCCUCUUGGUUUGACUGUUCGUGAAAUAAAGCCUGACGGGCAUUGCCUUUACAGAGCUGUUGAGCAUCAGUUGGCUCACCUCUCUGGGCUCAAAUCUCCAUAUACAUACCAAGAACUUCGACAAAUGACAGCUGCUUACAUGAGAAAGAACACAUCUGAUUUCCUCCCAUUUUGUCUGUCAGAGAAUUUGAUUGAAGGCGAUUCCGAUGAAUCAAUUGCUCAGAAGUUUGAAAAUUAUUGCAAAGAAGUAGAGUCCACAGCAAUAUGGGGAGGACAACUAGAGCUUGGUGCCUUAACUCACUGCCUGAAGAAGCACAUUAUGAUAUAUUCAGGAUCCUUCCCUGAUGUGGAGAUGGGGAAGGAGUAUAAAUCAGCUGAUGGUAUUGGCUCUUCUGGUUCCAGUAUCAUGCUUUCUUACCACAGGCAUGCUUUUGGGCUUGGUGAGCAUUAUAAUUCUGUAGUCCCAAUAUGAUCAAAUGGGACAUAAUAUAUCACAGGGAUGCUUAUUAUGUCCCUCGUAGCAUUUUAAUUUACAGCCAGGCGUAUGGCUGAAGGUUAAUUGAAAACUUAGUUGUGAUUUGGAUGUGCCUAUAGUUGUACAUUUCUUAACUGUAAUUGAUAAUUUAUGGAUAAUGGAUUAUAUCAAUGAUUAUGUAUCACAUGCUCUUUUGACAUCAA
Trifolium pratense (red clover) is the source of this 1241-nucleotide messenger RNA. Its product is annotated as OVARIAN TUMOR DOMAIN-containing deubiquitinating enzyme 5. Gene Ontology annotation, molecular function: cysteine-type deubiquitinase activity. The record is from RefSeq and is a predicted model, not a curated record. NCBI's taxonomy places the organism in Eukaryota, Viridiplantae, Streptophyta, Magnoliopsida, Fabales, Fabaceae. The transcript is spliced from 3 exons. Gene Ontology annotation, biological process: protein deubiquitination. Bases 61 to 1035 code for a protein of 324 amino acids.